Eriocheir sinensis (Chinese mitten crab) is the source of this 1119-nucleotide messenger RNA. It is a transcript of the gene ND-24, whose product is annotated as NADH dehydrogenase [ubiquinone] flavoprotein 2, mitochondrial-like. The record is from RefSeq and is a predicted model, not a curated record. Gene Ontology annotation, biological process: mitochondrial electron transport, NADH to ubiquinone. Bases 126 to 860 code for a protein of 244 amino acids. Gene Ontology annotation, molecular function: NADH dehydrogenase activity. The transcript has 7 exons. NCBI's taxonomy places the organism in Eukaryota, Metazoa, Arthropoda, Malacostraca, Decapoda, Varunidae.
AUAGCUGAGCCCGAGACCCUUUACAAGUUUACAUGAUCCCUCCCUGAGUGUUGUGGUCUGGAGUCAGCCGGCUGGUGAUUGGCUGCCGUGACCUCCUUAUUUUGAUCCCGCGUGACCUGACCAUAAUGCUGACCCGCCUGGCACGAGCCCUGACCUCCUCCUCGGUUCGAGAGGGGGUGAGGGGGGUGCACCGAACAGCCCCGGCGGCCAGCGACAGCCUGUUUGUGCAUCGAGACUCAGCCGAAAACAACCCAGAUACUUCCUUUGAAUUCACGCCGGAGAACUUGAAGCGUGCCGAAGCCAUCAUCUCCAUCUAUCCCGAUGGCCACCGCAAGGCAGCCGUCAUCCCGCUUCUCGACCUGGCCCAGCGUCAGGUCGGGAACUGGCUGCCCAUCACCGCCAUGCAUGCUGUCGCCAAGCUGCUCGAUAUGCCCCGGAUGAGGGUGUAUGAGGUGGCCACGUUCUAUACUAUGUUCAUGAGGAACCCCGUCGGCAAGUACCACCUCCAGGUCUGCACCACCACACCCUGCUGGCUGCGAGGGUCCGACCAGGUGAUGGCGGUGAUUAAAGACAAGCUGGGCCUCACGCCGGGCCACACCACCCCCGACGGUCUCUUCACACUCUCGGAGGUGGAGUGCCUUGGGGCUUGCGUCAACGCCCCCAUGGUACAGAUCAACGACGACUACUACGAGGACUUGGCUGAGGCUGACAUGGUGGAGAUCAUUGACACAUUGAAGGCUGGCAAGAAACCCAAGCCUGGCCCCAGGAAUGGCCGGUUUGCUGCAGAGCCAGCCGGGGGACUGACCAGCCUCACCGCACCACCGCCCGGCCCAGGCUUCAAGGUGCGUGAUGACCUGUGAGUCAGGGAGCAACACUGACCUCUCCUCACCUCACCCGACCCGGCAUGGUAAGACGUCGGGAUGUGAGGGAGGGACCCGUGGGAGGCCUUGUAAAUAGUACAUGACUGGCAGACCCACGGCACUGUACAUCAACUGUCUACUCUUAAUAAAUUAUGGCAGCACUGGUUCUGCAAUAAUUUUCUUGUAAUGUGUUUCAGCAAAACAUAUUGAAAAAAGGUGUGAGUGAUGUUACUUGAAAAUAAAUAUUAUUUAACGUUAA